AAGAGCGCGUGGAGAUCUCACGAGCUCCACACACUCACGGAAACCCAACCGCAGCUACUUCCGCCCACACUAAAGAUGGCGGCUCCCUUCAUGGAGAAACUAGCCGAAUAUUUAGGUUCACCCGAACCGGCGGUUCGAUUGAUUCUGUCGGUCUUAUUAGGUUAUCCCUUUGCACUGGUGUACCGGUGGUUUUUCUUUCAUCAAUCUGCAACAGUUGUUCAUCUCUUCCACACAUUCUCCGGGCUGGCACUGGCCACGUUUAAUUUUGGGUCUCAGGUCUAUCACUCCUUCUUAUGCAUAGUCAUUCAGUUCUUGUUGCUGAGGCUGAUGGGAAGGACAGUCACAUGCGUUUUGAGUAGCUUUAUCUUUCAGAUGAUAUAUCUGUUGAUGGGUUAUUACUACACAGCUACAGAGGAGUAUGAUAUCAAAUGGACCAUGCCUCACUGUGUGCUCACGCUCAAACUCAUCGGUUUAGCACUUGAUUAUUAUGACGGUGGAAAAGAACAAUCUCAGCUGAGUGCAGACCAGAAGAAGUCUGCUCUCAACUCUACACCGUCUUUGUUGGAGGUUUUUGGUUUCUCAUACUUCUAUGGAGGCUUCCUGGUAGGGCCUCAGUUUACACUGCAAAACUACCAGCAUCUGGUGUCUCGAGAGAUGUCCGAUGUUCCUGGACAACCACCCAACAGUGUGGUUCCAGCAAUGAAGCGAUUCGGUUUAGGUUUGAUCACCCUAUCAGUCUUUGCAAUAGGUGGGCGACACUACUCGGAUAGCUACUUCUUAACAGAUGAGUUUGAGGCACAUCCAUUCUGGUACAAGUGUGUGUACAUGCUAGUGUGGGUGAAAAUAAACCUGUAUAAGUACAUCAGCUGCUGGCUAAUCACGGAAGGUGUGUGUAUACUCUCUGGGCUGGGCUAUAAUGGGAAGAACGAAAAAGGGGAGCACCAAUGGGAUGCCUGUGCAAAUGUGAGGCUGUGGCUAUUUGAGACCACACCGCUCUUCACAGGAACCAUCAAUUCCUUCAACAUCAACACAAAUGCUUGGGUUGCCAGGCAAGUGUUUAAGAGGCUGAGGUUUUUGGGUAACAAGUUGUUAUCUCAAAUGUUCACAUUGUUAUUCCUGGCGGUCUGGCACGGCUUGCACUCAGGGUACCUCAUCUGCUUCUCCUUGGAGUUCAUCAUUGUCAAUGUGGAGAGACAGGCUGAGACACUGGUGCGGGACAGUCCUUUGCUGACAUCUAUUGCUCAGAGUCAUCUGUAUCCAUUUGUAUAUGUAGUACAGCAGUUAAUUCACUGGCUCUUUAUGGGAUACCCUCUGGUGCCAUUCUGCCUCUUCACGUACGACAAGUGGCUCAAGGUGUACUCCUCUAUAUAUUUCUCUGGUCACAUCUUUUUCUUCAUUGCCUUUCUCGUCCUGCCAUACCUCCGCAAGGUGUUCGUGCCUCGAAAAAGAGGCAGUGAGAAAAAGGAGGAUUAAUUAAAAUGGUUUGACUGAAGUGAACUGUGACUUUUAAAGAGCGCCUGAAGAGGACAAAUUUUAAGGCCUUUAGUAAUAUAUUACUAUUUACAUACCGGACUGGUGUGUGUGUACAAAUGUUAGUCCGUUGGAAAGUUUUUGGCAUUCUUUGGGUGGACUGUAAUGAAAAAGGUUAAAAGCUGCAGAAAUACAAGCAUUUCUGAGGUUCAAUAUUUGUGAAAUAAGAUUUCCUGAUGUUUGGUGGCUAAAAAUAAUUACACUGUGUCUGCUCAUACCAUUGCACUCAUUACUUAGUAAUGAUCUCAUUUCCUGUUUCCUGUCUAAUCAGAGAACUGGGGUCACGUGUGCACUUUUAGAGGGGACGCAGAGCACGCAUUUCAAAGAUGGAAACAAAUGAGAUGUUUUAUUUUCCUUUGCUAGGAAUAUUUCAACCUCACUUACCCUAAAAAGGCAAUGAAAUGUGAAAAAAUGCAGUAAACAGUGACUGAGCAUCGCCUGGCAUUACAAAUGAAUGUUUUUCAUUUUUAUAACCAUUUUUUCUUGUGACCAGACAACUUCUGAUGGGCAUUCUUCUUUUUUUAAGAAUGGGUUUUAUGGUAACUACAUUUUGUAUAGCUUUUUUGGCACUUUCAUAAAAGGAUCAUCAUUCUGUCAUUCCAUCCUCUCACUCCAUUUAACACUGUCUGUCCAUCCAUCUGACCUUUUCUCUUUCACUCCAUUUUUCUCCAACAAAUCUUUUUGUCCAGCGUAUGAGCACAAGUGAAACAGAAACGACAGUAACAUAAACGCUACUAACCAGAAUCAUGAAUAUGAUGGUAAAUUUGUGUCAGUAUUAUUAAGAGCAGAGUAUUUAAAUUAUAACAAGUAUUUUAGUAAAUUGUGCACACCAAUGGCACUAUUAAAAACUGCUGUGUUAAAUCCUUAAAAAGUGUGGGUGCGUAUUUCUCAUCGCACAUCAGGAUCUGCUCUCAAUAAUUCCUAUGCAUAUUUGCCUUUGUAUCAGUUUUGUAUGACAUGACAUAUUGAAGAUCCUUGGUACAAAUACACAUACAGACUCUUCAGUGAGGGCUACAACCUGCACCCAGAUUCACUGCCUCUCUCACUGUAGCAUCAAAGUUGUUUUGUAAUAUUUAUACAUGUGGUUGGAAAUUUUAUGGAUGUAAAAAUUGUUUUUGGGAAACAACUACUGCCUUAUUGCUACCAAAUGUACAAAAGAGAGAGAGAGAGAAAACAACUACUUUUAAACAAAACCGUCUUUUUGUAAUACUCAUUAAAAAUG
Sinocyclocheilus rhinocerous is the source of this 2752-nucleotide messenger RNA. RefSeq names its product lysophospholipid acyltransferase 5-like. Gene Ontology annotation, biological process: lipid modification; phosphatidylcholine biosynthetic process. Gene Ontology annotation, molecular function: 1-acylglycerophosphocholine O-acyltransferase activity; lysophospholipid acyltransferase activity. NCBI's taxonomy places the organism in Eukaryota, Metazoa, Chordata, Actinopteri, Cypriniformes, Cyprinidae. The coding region runs from base 76 to 1473 and encodes 465 amino acids. The record is from RefSeq and is a predicted model, not a curated record. Gene Ontology annotation, cellular component: membrane. The transcript is spliced from 13 exons.